Molecule: messenger RNA, 957 nt
Organism: Marmota flaviventris (yellow-bellied marmot)
Lineage: Eukaryota; Metazoa; Chordata; Mammalia; Rodentia; Sciuridae
Source: RefSeq, a predicted model, not a curated record
AUGGCGCCUUCGGGAUUUCUCCUGACUGGAGCCUCCUUUGCCGCCUUCCGGGGGCUGCACUGGGGGCUGCAGUUGCUGCCCAUGCCGGGAUCUGCUGCACAGAACCGCUGGAAGUGGCGGUACAUCGUAGUCUCGCUGAUGCACAGCCUGCUCACCGGGACCGGGACCGGGGUGCUGCUCCGACGACCGCCAACUGGAUUCAUGGCCACCGGCCCUGAGUCCUGCUGCUGGGGUCAAUGUCAGUGGAUCUGCAAGGAAGACUGGGCCAGUGAAGGGCAAAUUUUGAGUGGGAAUUUCAGGUCCCCUUCUCCCACCUCCAUAGGUUACUUCCUGGCCAAUGGAGCUUACAUGCUGUGGAACCAGAUCGGUCAGGCCUAGGAUCUUCUUUGUCACCAUUUGAUAAUGUGCUGCCUCAGCACCAUUGUUCUGUCUCAUUACUACAUGGGCUUCUUAGUGGUGUCUCUGCUGUUGAAGCUGAACUCUGCCUGCUUGCACCUACAGAAACUGCUGCUGCUUUCUCACCAAAUCCUCUUCCUAGCCUUCAGUGUGACCAGGGCCCUCUUCUACCUGAUAUUCCUAUGGUAGAUGAGUCUGUGGUUGCUCUGGCAGCAAUGUCAGGUGCCUCUUGCUCUGGUCAUCCUUGGUGGAACUGGACUGGUCAUUGUGUUGCUGCAAGUAUUACACUGUGUGUUGGAAUCCAGAUCAGUCAUCACUGUGGUCUUGGCCCCACCCUUCCUUGGGUUGAAGAAAACCAGGUGGACUAGAACAUGUGAUGUUGAGCCUGUCACCAGGGACAAUUCCAUUCUCAGCCUAAAAGUCUACAGAAAGUGGCAGGCUCCUCCUCUACCAGCCCUAGACAGGAGAUGGGGCCAGGAUAAGGAGAUGGUGACCUUUACUGAACAGUUCUCCAUGGGGAUAAAGACUGGACUACAGUAUCUCAGGUCCUCUUCCAGCUAA